This is a messenger RNA of Chenopodium quinoa (quinoa), 2353 nucleotides long. RefSeq names its product mitochondrial inner membrane protein OXA1-like. Bases 559 to 1869 code for a protein of 436 amino acids. The transcript is spliced from 10 exons. Gene Ontology annotation, cellular component: mitochondrial inner membrane. The record is from RefSeq and is a predicted model, not a curated record. NCBI's taxonomy places the organism in Eukaryota, Viridiplantae, Streptophyta, Magnoliopsida, Caryophyllales, Amaranthaceae. Gene Ontology annotation, molecular function: membrane insertase activity. Gene Ontology annotation, biological process: protein insertion into mitochondrial inner membrane from matrix; mitochondrial respiratory chain complex IV assembly.
UGUGGUUGGUCGCCGGUCAAGGUGAUAGUGGUGGUCAACGCUGGUUAGGGUGGUUGUGGUGGCGGUCAUCGUCGCCGUUCAGUGUGGUGGUGGUGUUAUUUGUCAAUUGGGUGGUGGUGUCAAGGUGGUGGCAAGAGAGAAGAUAGUGGUGAAAUACUAAGGGUACGGUUGUCAAUUCACACUAUAUGUUGGCGGUUUUGAUCAUUUUGAAUGGCAGUAUGCCAGUAUUUAACACCUUUUUUUUUUACUCGUAAUUUUUUUUUUUUUAUGUUUUCUUUGUUCAUAUUUAGGGGUGUUUUUGACUUUUUGUGAUUGUACAAAAUUACCAAAAAUAAACACUACGCCGCCAAUACUCCGGAGGAAGGCUCUGUCUCGCUCAGCAGAUCAAGCAGACAGCCCAACCUCCCUUUCUUCAACUUUGCCGAUGUUCAACCCUCAUUUUCUCUAUCCUCUGCUCCUAAUUUCUCGCAAAGGGUUCUGAUUUUGGUGAUGAUAUCUGAAAGUAUCAAUCUUUUUGUUUAAUUGAUUGAGAAAUUUAGUUAAUUUGGUUAUUUGAAGAUGGCUUAUAGGCGUAGUGUUUGUGCUCGAGCUACCCUUUUAGCUCGACGAAUCAACCCUUGUUUUAGUUACAUUUCUCAUGACAAUGACAAGAACAAUAACAAUGAUAAGCCGGAAUCGUCGUCUCGGCGGAAAAUCGAUGAUUUACUAGCCGAAAGAAGGUCGUUCGGAACUUAUAGUUACUGUUCUUUGGCAUCCAGUAGUUUAUUUCAUCAUCAAAGAUCAUUUUUCCCUGGACAUGGAACUGGGGCUAUUAGUUUUCAUAGAUAUAUGUCAACUUCUGUUGGGGAAGAGUCAGAUAAGGUUGGUUUCAUUACUGAUGUUGCCGAUGUUAUGAGUGAUACCACGGUGGAUGCGGUUGCGUCUCAGGCCCCUGUUUUGAGUGAAGUGGCAACUGCUGCUGCGGAUUCUGCUAUACCAGUUGCUGCUUUGCAGUACUUCAUUGAUGGGGUUCACAGUUUUACUGGUUUGAAUUGGUGGGCUUCAAUAGCUCUUACGACUCUGAUGAUUCGUGGGGUGACUGUCCCUUUCCUGAUUAGUCAGCUCAAAGCCACUGCUAAGUUGACGAUUAUGAGGCCACGUCUCGAGGAAAUCAAGGCGGAGAUGGAAGCCACGGGUAAUACGGAUGAAGGGAGACUGAAAAUGAACGAGAUAUUCAAAGAAUAUGGUGUUACGCCAUUUACUCCUCUUAAGGGGCUUCUUAUUCAAGGUCCUGUCUUCAUCAGUUUUUUCUUAGCUAUAUCAAAUAUGGCGGAGAAGGUUCCAUCAUUUAAAGAGGGUGGAGCAUUUUGGUUUACUGAUCUUACAACUCCGGAUGCAAGGUAUAUCCUUCCUGUUUUGACGGCAGUGACUUUUCUAAUUACUGUGGAGUUGAAUAUGCAGGAAGGUAUGGAAGGCAAUCCCGUUGCUAGCACUAUGAAAAAGUUUUCAAGAGGCUUAGCUGUUCUUACUGUCCCAUUCACCAUGAGCUUUCCAAAGGCUAUAUUUUGUUAUUGGAUUACUUCUAAUUGCUUCUCCUUCGCAUAUGGAGCUGUGCUCAAAAUUCCUGGUGUAAAGAAGUCCUUGGGAGUCCCAGAUAUACCAGUGCCACCUCCGAACUCACAACAAAAAACAUCUGGCUUUUCUCUCUUAGAAGCGCUAAAACAAGCCACUGCACCCCCAAAAGCUCCUGCUGCAUUACCUGCGGCUGCUGAUCAAGCAAAAUCUAUCGAUGAAAAAACAUCAUCAUCAUCAUCAUCGGCAGUUCUCAGUCAACGCCUUAAAAGUUUAGAGAGAAAAGUGAAGCAGAAAAAGAAAAACAAGAAGCGAUGAUGGUGUUCUCUGCUCUUAUUUCUAUCAUCUUGAUUUUUGGUAUUAUUUGAAUUUUCAUCCACCUUAUACUACAGAAUAAGUGUAUCAUUAUUAGGGAGAGUAGCAAGAUUUUGCCUUAUAGAAUUUAGAAUACUACAGGCUUUCUCAUUGAUGGUUUUGAAGAACAAGCAGUCGGAGCGUAUAUCAUGGAUGUAUCUGUCUGUUGAGGUGGUUUUGACAGACAGCAGGCGGAAAUAUCAGAGCAUCUUUUUUGGCUAUAAACCUGAUUAUAUGAUUAUUAUUGCAGUUUUCUUUUCUUUUUGUUAGUUGAGUUUGAAAUUUAUGUAGUUUUCAAUGCAAAUGAAAUAUAACACUCGAAUAAUAAAUACGGAGUAUGAAAAGCAUAUUCAUGUGUAAUUUCAUUUCAUUUUUUUUACAAUACCUGUUUGAAGGGAGCUAUGUUUACAUUUAUGUAUUGAAAUUGUGCAAAAGUUGGUUUGGAACA